Messenger RNA from Sporisorium graminicola, 1863 nucleotides. RefSeq lists its product as uncharacterized. NCBI's taxonomy places the organism in Eukaryota, Fungi, Basidiomycota, Ustilaginomycetes, Ustilaginales, Ustilaginaceae. The coding region runs from base 1 to 1863 and encodes 620 amino acids. The transcript has a single exon. The record is from RefSeq and is a predicted model, not a curated record.
AUGGUGACGCAAGCAGAGUCGUCGAAGCCCAGCGUCAACGAGCGUCUUGCUCGUGCGCGCGAAGAAGAUCUCCGUCGAUGUCGAAACCUCCAAGCCAAGCUCGCUCGUGCGCAGCUACACGACGAAGAUCAUCUCGGACCCCCCGCAGCGACACCAAAGCAGCGCCUGAUCACGGACCAUGUAACAUCCUCGUCCUCACAGCGAACAGGACUCAUGUUUCUCUUAUCCACCGAGCAGGCGCAGAGGGAGCGCGAUCAGCGGUCCAGGGAGCGACAGCUGAAGCGGCAGGUCGCGGGACCUAUACCGCCAGAAUCGUGGCGCGACGACUUUGACCGGCUCAGCAUACGUAAGGGCGUUGCAUCGCAUUUCGAUCGACAGCUUUUGCAGGAUUUGAUCUCGUCGACGGCAGCAGCUGGUGAAGGAGGCGACGAUGCAGAUGGUACCAGCCCGAACAAUGGUGAUGCAUUAGAGCGAGAAAGAGAACUUCGACAACGUGCGAGAAAGCACAGGGCGGCAAUAUGUGCUGGUCUGCGCUACCACCACAAUCUUGCGGAUGAUGGAGCCGGGGUACCCGAGAUCCUCAGCCUGAGAGAUAUGACGCUCUGCGUGAUUGCUGAUGCUCUCAACCGUCCUUCUCUCGCAUCAAUGGGGCAAGGCAGAGAUCAUGGCUUGGCACCAGAUAUGGAUCGGGCACAGCUGCGAGAAGUGCUCGAGUACUUGCCGAGACAUAUACGAGAUCGUAUGUUGGCGUUAUGUGGACGACUCGCCGCCACAGAAUGGCCGCUGAGCGAGUGGACUGCUCGGGCUCUCGUCGAUCUCCACAGGCGCCAAGACAUCACCUUGGAGCGCAGUCAGACCCCACCCAACCAAGAAGCAGACGAAGACUGGGAGAACAGCAUCGACUCCGACCCUUACCCCACUGCCUUCUCCUUCACUACUUCAAAAGGCGCAACCACCGCCACCGGUAUCCUCGACCUAUCCUUCGCUGCCGUUUCACCACGAACCAUUCACCGCAUGCUCUCCUCCUCUAUCUCCACCGCCGCCUUUUCACUCACAACCCUCAGCCUGGCCGGCUACAACACCUCUCCCGCCGCCAAUAAUUCAUCCCUAGACUCUCCGCAGAUGCACUCGAUCUUUGCCUCACUGCCCAACCUGCGAGUUCUCAGUCUGGCGGGGUCACGACUCUCGUCUCGGCGAGACGACGUGGGGGAUGGUGGCGACUCGCAGCGCGCGGCGGUAUUUCUGCGUAAGCUUAGCCGGAGUUUGGGUAAGUUGGAGAUGCUGGAUUUGGGAGGGUGCGCAUGGGUUUGUGCGGAUGCGGUGCUGGCGGUUUCGUGGGCGAAUGGAGCAUGGCCGAGACUGAAGUGUUUAUUACUGACUGGCUGUGAGGCUGUGGUGGAUCCUCGAGUGGCGAAAGACACGCUGGAGUUGGGUGAUGCCUCUGUAUGGAGGCCAGCUGGCAACCAUGUAGCUCCGUGGCAUGCGACGCAUUCGCAGCGAGAUGUGUUGCACACCAACGACCAGCCUGCCACCAGGGAGGGCGCGUUGUACGAUGCUUAUACAGACAACCUCCAUCGAGACCCCUUCGACCUCUUCGCCGCUCCGGUACAACUACGAACGGCUGGACGCGCAACAUUUGGCGAUUACGUCACGCACGCUAUUCAACCUGCGAUCAUCACACACAUGACACCAACGCCUCCCAACGGCCCCACGAAUAGCGUGUUGAUGGAGUACGUCCGCUGCCCGCGCUCGGCGGGCAAGGUCGAGAUGUGGCAGUGGCAGAGAGCACGCAUCUUGGAUGCGGUUCGUGGACGUGCUCAGCCGUCGGCUAAACGAAGGGGCUGGAUCGACGUGUAUUUCUGA